This is a messenger RNA of Sclerotinia sclerotiorum 1980 UF-70, 597 nucleotides long. RefSeq lists its product as hypothetical. Gene Ontology annotation, biological process: protein quality control for misfolded or incompletely synthesized proteins. The transcript is spliced from 4 exons. NCBI's taxonomy places the organism in Eukaryota, Fungi, Ascomycota, Leotiomycetes, Helotiales, Sclerotiniaceae. The coding region runs from base 1 to 597 and encodes 198 amino acids. The record is from RefSeq and is a predicted model, not a curated record. Gene Ontology annotation, cellular component: endopeptidase Clp complex. Gene Ontology annotation, molecular function: ATPase binding; serine-type endopeptidase activity; ATP-dependent peptidase activity.
AUGCUCGCAACACGAGGAGGUGGAUGGCGCACUUCGGAUAUAUUCUCUAAACUUCUACAAGAGAGAAUUAUAUGUCUAAAUGGCGAAGUAGACUCCUCGCUUUCAGCGGCAGUCGUAGCCCAACUUCUCUACCUGGAAUCUGACGCCCCGGAAAAAGCUAUAACACUCUACAUCAACUCUCCUGGCGGCUCCGUCACCGCCGGUCUCGCCAUCUACGACACAAUGACCUAUAUAAAAUCCCCAGUAUCGACCGUCUGCGUCGGGCAAGCCGCAUCUAUGGGUUCUCUACUUCUCUGUGGCGGAGAACCAGGGAAGAGAUUCUGUUUACCGCAUAGUUCAAUCAUGAUACAUCAACCCAGCGGAGGAUAUUCAGGACAAGCUACGGAUAUUGCGAUUCAUGCGACGGAGAUUUUGAGAGUGAGGAAAAGCUUAAAUGAAAUUUACAAGAGGCAUUUGACGAAGGAACAUAGUUUGGAAGAGAUUGAGAGGAUGAUGGAGAGAGAUAAGUUUUUGAGUGCUCAGGAGGCUUUGGACAUGGGAAUUGUAGAUGAGAUUCUUGAUAGGAGGGAGUCGGUGGGGAAGAAGGAGUAUAGUUAG